Messenger RNA from Frankliniella occidentalis (western flower thrips), 7832 nucleotides. It is a transcript of the gene Hel89B, whose product is annotated as TATA-binding protein-associated factor 172. Lineage: Eukaryota; Metazoa; Arthropoda; Insecta; Thysanoptera; Thripidae. The coding region runs from base 306 to 5864 and encodes 1852 amino acids. Gene Ontology annotation, molecular function: ATP binding; ATP-dependent chromatin remodeler activity; ATP hydrolysis activity. The transcript is spliced from 30 exons. The record is from RefSeq and is a predicted model, not a curated record.
CUGCGUGCCAGGUGCGGGAUAAAGUGGGACUCAUCAGCAAUAUGGCUGGCAGUAUAAAUUUGAGAGCGUUAGGAUGUCUUUCUCUUGGAAGAAAAUUUUUGUCUUAGUCGUUUUCUUUAUUAAAAUUAUUAGACUUGACAAAAAGGCUUGCAGUUUUGUAUGACUGUUGCCAACUUUUACUUACUUUGAACUCGGGAAAUGCAGUUGUCAACAUCUGGUUGCAUCUGGAUUGCAGUUUGCAUCCACCUAUAACAUCACCCUGUGAUCAUUAAUACAUCUGUGAUAUAGAAAAUAAGGCCUUUAUCAUGACAUCCCGGCUGGACCGUUUAUUUGUCCUGCUUGAAAGUGGAUCGUCAGCAGUGACUCGCAAAGCUGCAGCUUGUCAGUUAGGCGAAGUUCAGAGGUUACAUCCUCAUGAAUUGCACAAUUUGCUUGGUAGAAUACUCACAUACUUGCACAGUCAGAACUGGGACACAAGAAUAGCUGCAGGACAGGCCGUACAAGCAAUACUUAGCAAUGUACCAGAGUGGGAUCCGCCUGGUGCUUUUAAAACUGAGGAGGGCGAAACCUCCACAUCAAACUCUGUCUUUCAAACCGGACGUCUUACAUUUGAAAAGUUUGAUGUAAACCAGAUUAUGGCUAACAGUGCACAUCUGCUGGGUUCAGAGGGAAAAGAAUACAACAUGGAUGAAUCCCUCGCUGGUUUUGAUACCAAAGAAUGUUUAGCUAGACAACGUCAGCAAGUCAAUGCUCAAUUAGGGUUGGAUACUAUGGCAGUUCUUGGAGUGGACACAAGUGACAUUGUGUCAGAGGAAGAUAUUGCCUGUGCAUCAAGUUCUACAAUAAAAUUAGAAAGCAAAAAAAGCAUAUCUGAAAUGCUGACUCAAAGACAAGGAUCAAAUAUUGCCGACAAUAUCAGGAUACGUAGAUUGUCUCGUGUUAACUCUAAACAACACUCACCCAGUGAUAAUAUUGGUGAACCAGAUAACAAGCGAAUCAAACUGGAGGAUGGUGUAGCUGUAUCUGUGAAGUCAGAAGAUACACCUCCCUUACUUGGAGAAAGUGUACCUGAUGGCACUGGCAGUUGGGGGGAUGCAAUGGAGUGGCCAUUUGAGUUCUUCUGUGACCAGUUAUGUGAAGAUCUAUUCAGUUCAAGUUGGGAAAUUCGUCAUGGAGCAGCAACAGCUUUGCGAGAGUUCAUUAAAGUUCACGGCCCAGGUGGUGGGAAAACUGCCAAUGCUACAAAACUUGAGAUGGAAACUUUACAUCAGCAAUGGCUUGAGGACAUAGCCUUGCGCCUUUUGUGUGUUCUGGGAUUAGACAGAUUUGGUGAUUUUGUCUCAGAUCAAGUUACAGCCCCAGUUAGGGAAACGUGUGCUCAGGCUCUAGGUAUGGUGUUACAAAUAAUGCCAUCUCAGAGUGUGCACAAAGCUCUUCAAGUUUUACUCCAACUUCAGAAACAUCAAGAAUGGGAGGCAAGACAUGGAGGACUACUAGGAUUAAAAUACCUGCUUGCAGUACGAGAGGACUUGGUUAGAGAAUUACUUCCUCUAGCUUAUCCUCAUAUUGUGCAAGGGUUGGCAGAUUCUGUUGAUGAUGUUGGAGCUGUGGCUGCUUCAGCUCUUAUCCCUGUUGCAGACACUAUUGUAAACCUUAUGGGUAGUGAGGUAGACCAAACAAUUCAACAGUUAUGGGAUUUACUUGAGGAACAAGAUGAACUUGCCGCUGCUUGUAAUAGUUUUAUGGGGCUAUUAGCAGCUCUGCUCAGUGUCCCACAAUGUCAAACUUUGCUCAGACCUCAACCUCUAUCAGUUGUUGUUCCUCGUCUUUGGCCAUUUCUUGCUCAUAGUACGUCAUCUGUAAGAUGUGCAACUCUUCAGACACUUUUUACCCUCACUGGGUCUCAAAAUAUUGAGUGGACUCAAGAACUCCUUCAGGAAGCCUUGCGUCAUGUUUUUCAGAUGGUUCUUUUAGAGCCGGUCCGAGAGAUACAACUUCUGGCAGAAAAAGUGUGGAAUAACUUAUUACGAAGUGCUCCCUUGGCCCAACUUCUUAUGGCAGCCUGUCCCUAUGUUACAACCUGGUUGUGCCUGACUAUGCAGCCAGCUAAAAUUGCGUUUGAUACUAAUGCCUUAAUUCGCUGUGUGAAGGAUAAAAGCUCUGAGAAGGGAUCAAAAAAGGCCAAAGCUUUCUCCUCACUUGAGUCCAACAGUACUGGGCCAGUACCAAAGCUGUAUGUUGGUGGGGGACAGUCAGCACCUUCAUCCAGUCAUGACCCUAAUGUUGUGCAAGCAAGAAUAUUAGCUUGCCGCAUGCUUGGUUAUCUCUCCUGCUUUUUAGUUCAGAAAGCUCCAGGAGUUAUUUACACCCCAGAAAUGGAAUCCCCUAUCGAAUGUUUUUCAAGAGUAAUGCUUGUUCACCUAAAUUCGAAAUCUGCUUUGCAAAGAAUGAUAGCUGGAUUGGUGUUGAUGGAGUGGGGAAAACAUUCUCAUUCUGAAUUGAAUACCGGAGGUCUAGAUGUUACUAAGGAAGAAAUUCCAUGUCCUAAGAAUUUGGGAGACUGUUUGAAUUCGUGUCUGAAUGAAAGCAUAUACUAUGAUGAAAUUGCUCACGCCUAUACAAAACUACUACAUGAUGCCUGGGACUUUGUUGCUCUUCUCAAACACUAUAAACUCUCUGUCCCCGGAUAUGAUGGGACCAAACAGGUUCUUACUCUAGAACAGAUUCAACAACUGGCAGGACAGGUUACAGAAAAACUGCUCUCUCAACAGAAGUUAAAACCUAAAGUAGUUGACACAUUAGAGCAAAGUCGUAAGAAUAUCCAGAAAUCAGUGUCCCAGACCAUACAGGAUCAGUCAAUUUUGCACAUUUCUACUCAAGCUGCAAUUGCAAACUCAGUGGUUCUAUUGAGAUGUCUCCCUGAAAAGUUGCAUCCUCUUUGCAAAUCAAUUAUGGAGUCAAUCAAGAAAGAAGAAAAUGAUAUGCUACAAAUGCUAUCUUCAGAGUGCCUUGCUGUUUUGAUUGAAAUGGCAACCACUCGAACACCAUGCCCAGUUGAAAAGAUAAUUACAAAUCUCUGCAUUUUUCUUCGCUCUGAUCCUGAGUUUACUCCUCAAGUAAAACAGUCUUCAGAUAACAAUCGUGCAAGUAACAGUGGUGCAGAAUGCUCUGGUGGAAAUUCAACGGUUAGCCGAAAAGUGAGCAAUUUUUGUGGUAUUCCAACACUAGUUAAUCAACAAAAAUCAGCAGAAAGGGCUAUUUACCGACGCUCCAAUUCUACUGGAAGAGGCCCGGGUAGACCUCCAAUUCAUGAUCUUCCCCCUGAGGACUUGUUUCCUGUUGAUGAAGAGGCUCAGAAACGCAAUCAGAUCAUGCGGAGAGGUGCUACAUAUGCUUUAAAGUCAAUAACUGCACAUUUUGGCAAUGAUUUGCCAAACAAAUUACCCAAGCUGUGGGAAAUCAUUACAGGUCAAAUAAGACCAAAACCAGAAACUGCUCCCCUAGAUCUAUCUCGAGAUGCAGGUGGUGAUCAAGCUGCCAAGGAGCUUAUUGCUGAUUUACAAGUACUUGAGGUUGUUAGUGAUGUUCUUCAUAGGGACCUGCUUCCUGAGGUGAUGAAUUGCUUGCCUCAACUCUGUCAACUGCUUAUGCACACCUAUUCAGCUGUCCGCCAUAUGGCAGCUCGGUGCAUUGGUGCCCUUGCUGCUCUUGCAUCAGUACCAGUGAUGGAACAAAUAGUUGCUCGAGUUCUGCCCACUCUAGGAGCAGUUCAUAAUGACACCUACCGCCAAGGGGCUAUAGAGGCCAUUAUGUGUGUUAUUGAAAAAUUACAAACUAAUAUUAUACCAUUUGUUGUUAUACUUAUUGUACCUUUGUUAGGGCGUAUGAGUGACCAAGAUCAAUCUGUGCGGCUAUGUGCCACCCACAGUUUUGCCACAUUAAUUCAGCUUAUGCCUUUGGAUGGUGGUGUUCCUGAUCCCCCCGACUUCUCCAAUGAUUUGUCAAAGCACAAGCAAGCUGAAAAACAAUUCCUUGAACAACUUUUUAAUCCUAAAACUAUUGACGAUUUUAAAGUACCGGUUCCCAUUAAUGCCCAGUUGCGUUCAUAUCAGCAGAGUGGUGUGAACUGGCUCGCUUUUCUGAACAAAUACAAAUUGCAUGGUAUUUUGUGUGAUGAUAUGGGGCUUGGCAAGACAUUGCAGUCUAUUUGUAUGCUUGCCAGUGAUCAUUAUAAUCGAGCUGUACAGUACAAGAAAACAGGCAGUUUGGAUUGUGCUCCAUUACAGUCUUUGGUCAUUUGCCCUCCCACAUUAACAGGACACUGGGUUUAUGAAAUUGAAAAAUUUCUGUCAAAAAAAUAUUUAAAUCCUUUGCAGUAUGCUGGUCCCCCACAGGAGAGAGAAAGAUUAAGAAACCAGCUUAAGUCAAGAUCCUACAAUUUAAUUGUUGCCUCAUAUGACAUUGUUCGGAAAGAUAUAGAUUUCUUUAGUACUAUUAAAUGGAAUUAUUGUAUUCUUGAUGAAGGCCAAUACAUAAAGAAUGGCAAGACCAAGGCCUCCAAAGCAAUUAAACAACUGGUGGCAAAUCACAGAUUGAUCUUGUCUGGAACACCUAUACAAAAUAAUGUUUUAGAGUUAUGGUCCUUGUUCGACUUUCUAAUGCCAGGUUUCUUAGGGACAGAGAAACAGUUCAAUGCAAAAUAUAGUCGACCCAUACUUGCAAGUAGAGAAGCCAAAAGUUCCCCUAAAGAACAAGAAGCAGGAGUCUUGGCAAUGGAAGGCCUACAUCGACAGGUACUACCAUUUCUUUUGAGACGAGUGAAAGAAGAUGUCCUACAUGACUUGCCCCCCAAAAUAACUCAAGAUUAUUAUUGUGAAUUGAGUCCAUUGCAGCAAAGAUUAUAUGAAGACUUUGCUCGAACUCAAGCGCAUCAGUCAUUAGCAGAGACAAUUGCCCACACAGAUGUUGCUGCGAAUGCAUUGCAGGCGAAUACUCAUAUAUUCCAGGCUUUACGGUAUCUACAAAAAGUGUGCAACCAUCCGAGACUUGUGUUACUUCCCACUCACCCUGAGUUUGAGAAAAUCUCAGCUGAGCUUCGCUUACAGAAUAGUGACUUGCAAGAUAUACAACAUGCUGCAAAAUUACCUGCUCUGAAGCAACUACUUUUGGACUGUGGAAUUGGUGCUGAACCAUCUUCAACUGCUGCUGGGCAGCCUGGUGAAAUUGCAAUCAAUCAGCAUCGAGCAUUGAUUUUCUGUCAGCUGAAGGUUAUGCUUGAUAUUGUGGAAAAUGAUUUGCUGAAAAAAACAAUGCCUGGGGUUUCAUACCUUCGCUUAGAUGGGACUGUACCAGCCACUCAAAGGCACGCUGUAGUUCAACGUUUCAACAAAGAUCCAUCCAUUGAUGUUUUGCUCCUUACCACACAAGUUGGUGGGUUAGGGCUUAAUCUAACUGGUGCUGACACAGUUAUUUUUGUUGAGCAUGAUUGGAAUCCCAUGAAAGACCUUCAAGCCAUGGAUCGGGCUCACAGAAUUGGACAAAAGAAAGUAGUAAAUGUAUACCGCCUUAUAACGCGGGCCACACUCGAGGAGAAGAUAAUGGGCCUUCAAAAGUUUAAAAUUUUAACUGCAAAUACCAUCAUUAGCAGUGAAAAUGCAAGCAUGGAAACCAUGGGAACUGAACAGCUUCUUGAUCUAUUCUCUUUGGAAAAUGGAAAUAAGAUGUCAAACAGAGCAUCGAGCCAACCUGUUGGCCAUGUCAGCAUUCAUACUAUGCUCAACACACUUCCUGACCUUUGGGAAGAUAAACAGUAUGAAGAGGAAUAUGACAUGAAAACAUUCAUGAAGAGCUUGAAGAAAAACUAAAUCCAUGUUGUGUGUCAAAUUGUAUAUGGUCGGCAGCAGCAGGCUGCUUUAGUCAUGAAGUCAUAUCAUCACUAGAGAUUUGCAACAGUGAUGUCCAAAGACAACCCUUAUUUUGUAUCUUAUUUACUGUUGAUCAUUUUUUUUGAAGAGUAAUAUAAUUUGUAAUCUUACGGUAAUUUAUCUCCUUUCAGUAUUAUGUACAAUUAGCUGUUUAUCUCUUUAGUGACUGUUUCUAGCCAUUCAAAAUUUACUUUAAUUUUUGUGAAUUCAUUGACCAAACAGUGGUUUGAAGGUAAAUCCAAAACUAGCGAGUAAAGGAGUAAAAAAUACUAAUAUUUCAAUUUUGGCAGUAUUUGCACUUUUUCUUUGACCACUGCCUCUUUGUAAUAGCUGUGUUUAUUGGCUUUUUCUUUUAAGUUAAAUGCAUUUGAAUAAAAAUGCAAUUCAUUUGGGACUUAAAAGGUCUAGUUACUACCUCCUGAACACAUAGUGCUAUAGUUCUUUUAGUGUUUUGCACCUAUACAGGCUAAGUGUUAUAAGCUGUGCUUUUUUUCUGGUUACGUAUACUGUACCGCAUGUAGGCGUGCGGGCGGGUUUGCCUACUGACUCUCACCCGGGUAGUGCCUUCUGGCUCCGUGCGAGUAUGCAACCCAUCCGCACGCCUGCAUUCGGUACAGUAUAACCAGUAAAACGUAUAGCUUAGAACACCCCUGCAUGUAAUUUUGUUUUGGCUAACUGAAUAAAUGUGAGUAGCUGGUUGCUAUAUGUUAAUCAGCUCUACAUGAAGUUUCUUUUAAAUUGUUAGGAAGAUACAGUAGUUGUAUCUUAUUUGUCAUUUGGUUCAAGAUCCUGUUCGCAGAUUAGAUUUUAAUGAAGUGUAGUACUUGUUGUGUAUGUAUUACUGUUACAGUACUAUGUACAAUUUACUAUCUACUUGGGUCAUAGCACUACUUGUUAACGUUUUUAAAAAAUCUGAUGAAUAAUGUAAAUAUUUUAGGAUAACUUUAUGCAGAUGGUUUAUUUUUCCCCUGUUUCUACUCAUAUUUAGUAGUGAGACUAAGUUUUCAUGCUGAAAUUUCAUUUUCAGCUUUGAAGUUGUUAAAGAGACAUCCAGUGCAUGUUCCUUUCCUCCUAUAUUUGCUUGUCAUGUACCUAUUUUUGUUCUUAAAGAUCAACAAGCUCUUUUUUUUUCUCAUGUUCAAAUUCAAAGAAAUCUGACAUCAUUCCCUUUUUUUCCUCCUUUAGAAAGUCAGUGUUUUACCCAAUUCAAAAGGCAAUCUCUGUAGUUGGAGAAUAAGUGCAAUUUAUCCUCAUGGUUUUUAUUUGUCAUCUGAAGUCUGUUAAGUCACAAACCAUAUUUUUCAGGGUGUCAGUAAACUAAAUAUUGUUCAUUAUCCUAAAUGAGCUUGAGAAUUGAAGAAAAGAAAUAAUUUUGAUCAAAACCAUCACUGUGAUGCUGGUCUGACUUUUUUCUGAAGUUGAACUAUAGGAAAGUGUGGUUGCUAGUCAAGUAUAAUAUUCUGCGCUGUGCUGUUCCAAAAUCAGAAUGCCAUAAUUGCUUUUACAGAAACCACACUGACAUUGCGGGAUAGGUAAAGAAGUUUGAUUCAUGGUUUUUUAAGUCAUCAUACCUGUGAACCAUGUAUAAAAUGUUAGAAUGAAAUUUAUUUUGUUUUAAGUACAUGGAAAGGCAUUUUAUGUCAAUAGCAUCAGAGCACUAGUCAAUGGUCAUAACUUUAACAAAACCAUGUUGUGAUUCAUACAACUUUAUUAAUAUAUCACCAUCAUUAAAAGUCAUUGCUUUAGAGUAAAUGAGGAUUCCACCUACAGCUUCUGGUCUUAGAAGUGUGUUUGUGUGUGAUUCAGUCUGCUUACGUUAAACUAGACAGGAUCAAUACUUAGGAUUUCUUUAUUUUGCGUUUCACUCAUUUAAAUAUGUAACAAAAUAAUGGAUAUGGGUGUACUAAA